Molecule: messenger RNA, 572 nt
Organism: Amphimedon queenslandica
Lineage: Eukaryota; Metazoa; Porifera; Demospongiae; Haplosclerida; Niphatidae
Exons: 1
Source: RefSeq, a predicted model, not a curated record
CUACAGAAAUCAAUAAACAAGUAGAUGUAUUAACAGCAAUCAGAUGGAUUAAACACUCGUGGGAACAAGUAAAAGAAUCUACCAUACAACACUGCUUUCGUCACUGUGGUUUUCAUUAUGUUCCAGUACCAGUAGGUGAUCCCUUUUCUGAUUUAGAUGAGGAUGACGAUACUGCUGUACUCAAUGAAAUGAUUCAUGAGCUUCAGCCUGAUGGCAUGUCAGCAAUAGAUUAUGUAAGUGCUGAAGAAGACGUCCCAACUUCUCAAUCUUUUGAAGACAAUGAUAACUGGCGAGAAGAAUUAAGAAGAAUGGUUAUUGAUGACACAGAGACUGACCCUAAAGCGAGUUGUUUGGUAGAGGAAAUCGAUUCAGAAGAGGAGGAUAGUGAUACACCAGAACUGGCUAUAUCAUCAUUACAGGAGGCAAUCAAAGUUGCCAAUGAUUUGAUGCUUUAUUUAACUGACAAGGGACAUGAAGACUUGUCUGACAAAAUGUACACUGUUAUAAACUCCUUGCAGCGUAUUAAAAUAAGUGAAUCUCGACAAACAUCUAUCAUAAACUACUUUACAUAA